Molecule: messenger RNA, 1858 nt
Organism: Onychostruthus taczanowskii (white-rumped snowfinch)
Lineage: Eukaryota; Metazoa; Chordata; Aves; Passeriformes; Passeridae
Product: protein spire homolog 1-like
Biological process (GO): actin nucleation; actin filament network formation; Golgi vesicle transport
Cellular component (GO): cell cortex; cytoplasmic vesicle membrane
Molecular function (GO): actin binding
Source: RefSeq, a predicted model, not a curated record
AUGCGCUCGUUACUCACACUUUCUAAACCUCGCAAUUGUCCACUGCGUGCCUCGGGAGCUGUGCCGUGGGGAGCCAGCGAAGCAGCAGCAGUGAGGCGGGGCAGGCGUGGGCCGGGGGUGACUCCGGUCCUCAGCCGUGCGGCUGUGCCUUCCUUCUCGUGCCGCACACAGCCUUCAACGUGCUGAAAAAGCUGCGUGAUCGGCUGGCACCAGGAGCAAUUCAUAUCCGAACUAGAGGAUAUAGUCUUAAGACGCACUGGGGAAGGUUCAGAUGUUGGCAGCAUUCAGCAUUCAGAGGACAAGCUGUUGGAGUAUUUGGGAGGGGUGAUCUAUGAAGGCCUAGACUGGGGACUCAGCAGCCACAUGGAGCGAGAACUGAGUGAUCCUUUGGAGAAACUGCUGCGGCUCAUGUUGAAGCUGGAUGGCAAGGCAACAAAACCACCAGUCACCGUGCAGGAUGUUAUCAAGGCCUGUGAGGAGCACUUGUCCAGGCCUUCUGAAGAUACCAGCCAUUAUGAAAUGACCUGUAAGAAUCUGUUUACUGAAUAUAUGGAACUGCAGAAGCUUAUGACCGUCAUCCAGACCUCCAAAAAAAGACUGAGAGAAAUGGAUGUGGAAGAUUGGAUGGAAAAUCCCAUUCAAGAGAAGAAAACCCAUGGUGCAUGCCCGUGGCGCAGUGUCAUACGUGAGCUGCAGGCUGGUGUGAAGCUGCGCAAGGCUGCUGAGCGACCACAGCGUGCGUCUUCAAAUGAACGUAUCCGCUCUCUCUAUGAGCUGCUUUUGGAUGACAUUCAGCACAAGAGGUACACCCUGCGGAAGGUGACCAUCAAGCAAAAGCACGAGACCAGCAAAUCUGAUGUAGCUACUCUCAAGCCUCAUCUAGAACUGAUUGUGAACAUCCUGUCUUCUGGUCUACAGGAAAACACUCCCAAGCUGCCUGCCAGCACCUGCCUUUCCUCCACCAGGCCAUCAGGAGUGUUCUGCAGCAGCACAGGUCUCGCUGCAAAUUGCACAUUUCCUCCCAUGAGUGCACCCACACCAGGGGACAUUAAGCCUAAGUGUUUCCUGAGCACUGGCCAACAGCAGCUGCUUCCUUACAGAGGAAGGUCCAAGUCUUUAGAGAGAGGCCUUCAAAGCAAGGAGCUUGACUGUCCCUUUCCUACCAAGUGCCCAUCACUGACCAUUGCUGAGCUGAUUGGAACUAAAUAUGCAAUGAUGGUGCUCAAAGGGCAAGGCCUCUUCCAAGAAGGUAGUGGUGAUGUCUUUCUAAGAGCAAAGAUCUGUUUCAGCUGCCGUAAGCAGAUGUUUCUUAAGUGGCCUUACAAAUGUUACCUCUGCAGCAGGGUUGUCUGCUGUGACUGCUGCAUUAAGAUGUCCAUGCCCUUCAGAACAUGUGUACACCUCCCACUUCAAUUCCUAAAAUUUUUGAGACUGUCUGGAGGGGAGGAUCCAGCUACUCAGGAACAGAAGAGGUCUGAGUUGCUACAUGAAAUGGAGCAGCAGCAGUAUUUUGGUGUGCCCAUUGUUUUGGAGCCCCGUGGCCUAGCACAGCCCCUGUGCUGUUACACAGGGACCAUGGCAAACUGGCUGACUGCAGACAUUUGUACAUGGUGUGAGCAAUACCUCUUGAAUGUGACUUCCAGUCAACAGCACAGCAUCCCUCUCAGGAGAUUUUCCUGGGCUUGAACCAAACUGGAAUGAUUCUACCAUACAUGUCUCCUGUCACUUCUUAUGUACCUGAAAUAAAGAAAACAGCUUUAUGUACCUACUGAUGUAAAGGUCUGAAUGAAAGACCUCCCUGCUGGUUAGUCUAAGCAGGAAGCACAGUUAGCAUUUCUGUAUUGUGAAGUAUUGUAAA